Messenger RNA from Pipistrellus kuhlii (Kuhl's pipistrelle), 1291 nucleotides. It is a transcript of the gene JSRP1, whose product is annotated as junctional sarcoplasmic reticulum protein 1. Gene Ontology annotation, cellular component: sarcoplasmic reticulum. The coding region runs from base 251 to 1186 and encodes 311 amino acids. Gene Ontology annotation, biological process: regulation of ryanodine-sensitive calcium-release channel activity; skeletal muscle contraction. NCBI's taxonomy places the organism in Eukaryota, Metazoa, Chordata, Mammalia, Chiroptera, Vespertilionidae. The transcript is spliced from 7 exons. The record is from RefSeq and is a predicted model, not a curated record.
GCAAGCAGGCUGGGGGGAAGGGGGGUGACUCCCCAGCUGUGCCUGGCUCUCCUCCCCUUCCUGUUCCAGCCACAGAGCUGAUUGGCCCUCCCUUCUGCCUCUGGCCACCUGUUGCUGUCUUUCCAGGAGUCACCCUCCAUCUCCAUCCCGUCUACCGGGCCCAGCAUGCUGGCUGUGAAGUAAGUGGGGUCGGGGGAGGCCUGGGCGGAGCUUGAGUCUGAACUGAACCUGCUGCUUCUCAGACAUCUCCAUGACAACCAUGGCCUUGGAGAAGCCUGAUGGAGGCCUGGGCUGCCAGGCGGUGACACCCAGGCUGGCCGACGCCGGCAGCUGGUCCCACGAUUCUCAGGAGCCAGAGGCGGAGGGUAGCCCUGCGGGUAAAGUGGAUACCAGGCCCAAGAAGACAGAAAAGGAGUCUGUGGCCAAAGGGGCCCCAGGACCCGGCAAGGAGAGGCCGAAAGCAGGAGCAACCCCGAGGAGCCCGGCGCGCAAGAAGGCCCAGGCCGCGCCGCCCCCGCAGCCGCCGCCGCCGCCGCCCCCGGCCCUGAGCGAGGAGCUGCCCUGGGGGGACAUGUCGCUCAACAAGUGCCUGGUGCUCGCCUCGCUGGUGGCGCUGCUGGGCUCGGCCUUCCAGCUGUGUCGCGACAUGGUGAUUGGAGGGGCGGACGCCCCUGCCCCUGCCCCUGCGCCAUGGGUCCCUCCAAGCUCUGCGCCAAAAAAGCCAGCGUCGCCCCCGCUAAAGCCCGAGGCCUGGACGCCCCCGCUGGGGUCCGCUGCGCCCCCGAUGCCGGCGGAGGAGACAGAGGCUGCCCGGAGUGCGGAGGCUGCAGGGAAGGAGGCCGGGGACCCUGAGGAGGCCGCUGGGGGGGAGCGCGCGCCCCUCGCCCACGAAGGGCCCCAGGGGAGGCCGCAGAAGGAGAGGCCGCGGAGGGAGAGGCCGCGCAAGGAGAGGCCGCGGACCGAAGAGAGACCAUGGAAGCCGGAGAAGCCCCGGCCCGUCAGGGAGCCCCGGGAACCUCCGCCCCAGAGAGGGAAGGCACGAGAAGAGGGCCAUCGGCCGUGGGAGCGGGACUCCGGAGAGGCCAAGCACAGGAAGAGGCAGGCCUGGGCCUCUCCGCGACGUCCCAGCGCCGAGGACUGGCCUCCGGGCCGCCGGAAGCACCGCGCCGGGAAGGGGCGCGACUGAGCCGGCCCGGGCCCUGCGCAGGAACCCCGGCACGUCUUCCGGGUUAGCUCCUGGUCCUCGCGAAAUAAAGCGCGUGCUGCGGCCCCACGUCGCCUGCUCCUUUGC